This is a messenger RNA of Ornithodoros turicata, 4268 nucleotides long. Its product is annotated as zinc finger protein ZFP2-like. Gene Ontology annotation, molecular function: DNA-binding transcription factor activity; RNA polymerase II cis-regulatory region sequence-specific DNA binding. The record is from RefSeq and is a predicted model, not a curated record. The coding region runs from base 1576 to 3351 and encodes 591 amino acids. NCBI's taxonomy places the organism in Eukaryota, Metazoa, Arthropoda, Arachnida, Ixodida, Argasidae. The transcript has 4 exons. Gene Ontology annotation, biological process: regulation of transcription by RNA polymerase II.
AGUGUGGCCGACCCUGUACCCCUGUAGGAUUUGAACCCAUGCCAGGCAGUACGACAGGAACGAAAUUGCUUGACGCCCUCGAGGGUCACGUGGCAAUGCUCCUCACGUUGAUUGGUUAGACCACCACCAACUCUCCGAAGUUAUUGCUCCGCGACCGAUUCCCACCAACUCGAGUUGGUCAUGGUUGGUGGUGUCGGCCGACUGCCACCAACUCCAAAGUUGGUCCGAGUUGGUGCUGAAAAUCAGCCCGUGUGAACGCCCGCUUAUCUGUCAUCAAGUCCACCACCAACACGGGGACGUUUUGUCGGUUCAGCGUUCCAAUGAUCCCUGUGGAGGGAGACAAAGCACUGCAUGCUUGCUCUUCAUUCGGCGGUAUGUACUAUUUUUGAAGCAUGAUGCGGGCAAGCUUAUCCGUCCUAUAGGUGGCAAUACAGAGACCAUCAGAAUCGCGAGUGCCAAAAUAUGCAACAUCGUAGGUCUGCCCCUCUGUGAUUGGCAAUUGUAGAGAAGCGUUUGGAUAUGUGUUGUGGUGCAUUCCAAAAAUAUGCAUUUUGCACGAACACCCUGGCUCUAGUCAUCGGCCUAUCUUCUACAUGUCACGUGUUGAAACUAGGAAGUACCAUAAUUUCACGUGUAUAACCAGCACCGCAAGCCGCAGGACGCAUUUUUAGGAACGUUUUGAAAACUUUCUGGCAGAUAAGUCGGGGGUAAUACGAGACGACUGAUUUGUGUGACAAAGGAGACCAUAGAGAAGGCCAUAAACCCUGUGGUUCAUACUCCAGGGUCAACAUAGUGUUCAACAAAAGGAGGUCAGCUUAGAGAGUUCUACCAAGAUCAAAUUGUCUUCUAUAUCUUCUAAAUUGUGCCCUUGACAGGCGUUUUUUUAUGGGUUGAUGGGUGAGUGGUCUUCCAGAAGACGUGAAUCGCUGUCACCACUUUCGUUAAAACUGCUCGGGGGAAUUGCACCAGGAAGAUCCACCUACGUACUCGAAUGUGGACCCGUCCCUGUUACGCACUGUUUGUGCAUCGGCAGUGCAGUGGUUUUCCAGAGACACUGUCGGCCCUAUCGUUAAAACAGGCGUAUGGGGAAAAUCCAAUGAAAAAAUAGACAUAAGAUAAUUUGCACUGGUGGAUAAGCCACACAGCGCCCGUCAGAAAAAAAAAAAUUGCGCAUAAGCUGUGGUUAAUAUGCGUGAAAUUACGGUACUACCCCUGAGGUACCGCAUUUCUUUCUUGACGAGAAACAGUGUCUGGGCAGGAUUUCAUUAGAGGAACCCCUCACUGUCACCCCUUUUGUCCUAAUGGGAAUUGAUAUAGACACAGAGGAAGUAAACACAUAUAUCACCCUUCCAAGAACAGUGAGUCAGCACUUUAAUCUAUACACUGUUCAUCAUUUUCACAAUGUGCAAGCUUACUGGUACCGCUGCUGUAUUGUGUGUCAUCAGUGAUGGCCAGUAACUACUUCUACAGUAGAGUUUAACUACAACUACUAACUACUUUGCAAUGAAGUAGCUUCACUAGUACUACUUUUCAGGGGAAAAAGGAAAAAAAUAGCCAGAGCUCUUCGGCUGCAUUAUGGCUCGAAGUCACGUCUACGGACAGCGGAAACGUAAGAAGAAGGACUUGGCGAAUUUACGUGGUAGAGGCAGGCAUGUGACGGAACCUGCGACCCCAAGCCCUGAGAUUUUGCAUGGAAUGAGGACAGUACUCCGCACUAUGCAGGAAGCAAGAGGUACUUGUGUCUACGAGCCUCACCUACCAGGUCCUUUGGAAUCGCAGCUUCAAGAAAUGCAGCUCUCUCCAGAGUUGAGUGGUCAGCUGCUGAGAGUAAAAUCGGAACCUCUUGAUGAGGGCCAAGUUUGGGAACAGGACUGUGGAGUGAUGGCUGGCACGCGUCCCAUUAAGGAAGAACCUCAAGAGGAAUCUUCGGACGAACAACCAAUCGUAGAAGUGAAAACGGAGCCUUACAACAUUGAAAUCUUAGCGGAGCAGCACCAGACAGGACAAGACUGUGAUUCAACACUGGAAGGAGCGAAAGAAAGCACUGGUAUGAUCCCUCUUAAGGACAAGCUCAGAGGCACUUGUGAUCAUGCAUCUUCGUGUUCCACUUCUUCAAAUGCAGUGUUCAAGAUCUGCACAACACCCUUUCAGCCAGAAUUCAAAAACACUGCGAACAGUCGGACCACAAAGCAACCUUCAGAUCAGACUGAGACUCAACAGGGAAGCAAACUGUUGAUGUUUGGCCACGAGGGAGACAAAUUGUACAAGUGCAACAUUUGUUCAGCUACGUGCAUUGACAUUGGCCUCUUGGAAGUUCACCUGAAAACUCACGAAACAAAGGCGUUUACCUGCAACAUAUGUUCCAUGACAUUCCGUCGUCCGUCGACUCUGCGAGUGCAUGCAAACCGUCACACAGGAGGAGGGAGUGCUGACAAGUGCAAUCUCUACCCUGCAGAGGUCAGCCGCAGUAUCUACCCACAGCGUAAGAAGCGCUACAAGUGUGAUCUCUGUCCUGCAGAGUACAGACGCCACACAAGCCUCUGGACUCACAAGCAAACCCACACAGGCGUGCGAUACAAGUGCGAGCUUUGUCCUGCAGAGUUCAGCCAAAGCACAAGCCUGUUGUAUCACAAGCGAAAACACACGGGCGAGAAGCCCUACAAGUGCCAUCUCUGUCCUGCAGAGUACAGCUGGCACACGAGCCUCUGGGCUCACAAGCAAACCCACACAGGCGUGCGAUACAAAUGUGAGCUUUGUCCUGCAGAGUUCAGCCGAAGCACACAGCUGUUGUAUCACAAGCGAAAACACACAGGCGAGAAGCUCUACAAAUGUGAUCUCUGUCCUGCAGACUUCACCCAAAGAGCAAUGCUGUUCCAUCACAAGCGACUACACACAGGCGAGAAGCCCUACAAGUGUGAUCUCUGUCCUGCAGAGUUCGGCUAUAGGUCUGGCCUGUUGCAUCACAAGCUAAAACAUACAGGCGAGAAGCCCUACAAGUGUGACCUCUGUCCCGCAGAGUUCAGCUAUAGAAGGGGUCUGCGGCUUCACAAGCAAACACAUGCAGGAGAAAAGCCAUACAAGUGCGACUUCUGUCCUAAAGAGUUCAGACAUAGCUCAACUCUGUCACGUCACAGGCGAAGAAUACACACCGGUGAAAAGCCAUAUAAGUGCGAUCUCUGUCCUGCCGAAUUCACCCGUAGCUUUUUCCUGUCAUGUCACAAGCGUAAGCACACGGUUGAGAGGCCGUUCAAGCACGACCUCUGCCCUGCAGGGCUCAGCCUUGACACUAACCUGUUGUAUCACAGUCGAAAAACAUAUGGGCGAAAAAAAGCCCCAAAGUCUGACCUUUGACCUGCCGAGUUGUUCAGCAACAGCACAAAAGCUGAGGCAAGCAAGCACACACACACACGCAAUGUAGCAGGGCAGUCUGCUGCAUUUUCAUUUCACGUGAUACUCCACUGUGCACUGCCCAAGCCAGCACACGUUAGAAUGACCACGAGAACGAAAAUGGUGGUGAAUCCGAAGGUGGCAAACAAUGUUUUUUACAGAAUUGCUCUUUGGCUGGACCUGAAGAAUAGCAGAGCCGGUUUGGGUCAGGUUGUUGCUCGCUGAGAGGCAGCAAUCGUGAGUCUUCCCCACUAUGCUCGAGUCAUGGUUCCUUUGACUCCUUCUGUUUAUUGAACUCGUGAUUGUAUGUGAGGCCUUGUACACCAGUGAAUACAGCAACCCGGAUCGAAUGGAGAGUCGCUGUGAAUUCACCCUCGAGCACCUCCAGUGUGGAAUCCUGGAUUUUGAGAGCAUGAGUCACUGUCACAGGGUAACAUCACGAGAGCCCUGUAGCAACAUAUUUGUCCACAAAGAGUCAGACGUCUCGAAAUCAUUGCUGGAUUUCAUGGAUAUAAACAUUCUUGCCUUUUAUAUUCCAACUAUUCAUGUAGCUGUGUUUAAAAAUCAUUCUGACGACAGAAUGUGUCCCAGCAGGUGGUUCUGCCGGCAGCGGUGCAACGACGGAAGCAGGCGACACUUGCAGACUUGCCUUGCGCAGCCUAGGUGGCAUUAAUCAAAUUUGCACAAAAAAUCCGCUAGUUUUACAGAUCGCCAGAGGUAUCCAUUUCAAUCCCAUCCAAUCCACUUGCCACCCAAAAUGGCACUGCCCAUGUUGGAUAGGGGGACAAAUAGUGAGGACGGGUGAUUGAUGGUGCCCCAUAUUUCAAGACGUCAUGGGUCAGAAAGCUGAAAAAGUGGGUGGAGCUUCAGGUAUAGGCAGG